This is a messenger RNA of Coccinella septempunctata (seven-spotted ladybird), 1499 nucleotides long. Its product is annotated as N-acetyl-D-glucosamine kinase. The record is from RefSeq and is a predicted model, not a curated record. Bases 334 to 1320 code for a protein of 328 amino acids. NCBI's taxonomy places the organism in Eukaryota, Metazoa, Arthropoda, Insecta, Coleoptera, Coccinellidae. Gene Ontology annotation, molecular function: N-acetylglucosamine kinase activity. The transcript is spliced from 4 exons.
AUAUAUCAGUGAAAUAAAUUGACUCUUACGCUAUUUUGUGCCAUUAGUCGCCAAUUUUGCUUUUAACAGUUUUCUGCCCGCGUCGGCAUCGGUUACUUUGAAACCAUAAAACAAUUAUAAACAGCCACGAAUCGUUUGUGAAUAUUCGAUCGCCUAGUGCGUGUAACAAGGAUCAGGAAGGAAGAUCAUCAUCGAGGAUCGACCACGAGAAUCCGUUAAAAGGGCCCUUUUCGCAAGAAACGGAACAACCUCAAGACAACUUCAGAACUUCCCCAGCAGAAGAAGAGUGCGGUCAGGAUUCCUCUUGGUGCCACACAUUCAACUCUGAUACUUAUGGAUACUUCAGGUAAUGUUAUUACCACAUUCAAAGCGGAAGGAACAAAUCAUCAUCUGAUAGGAAUGGAGGAAUGCAGGAAAAGAAUAGCAGAUUUAGUAAACAAAGCUAAAAUCAAGGCUAAAAUUCCUUUAGAUACACCACUUCUGGCCUUGGGAUUGAGUCUUAGUGGCUGCGAACUUGAAGAGUCAAAUAAUGAACUCGUCGAAGGCCUUAAGGAGAAAUACCCAAACCUUAGUCCAAAUAUAGCCAUUGGAAGCGACACCGAAGGGUCAGUGGCUGCUACUUCAUCUAAUGGUGGCUUGGUUUCCAUAGCAGGAACUGGCUCAAAUACUCUUCUCAUAAAUCCUGACGGAACGCGUUCACAGUGUGGUGGAUGGGGCUAUCUUUUAGGGGAUGAAGGAAGUGCCUGGGAUAUCGCACACAGAUCCAUCAAAACGUGCUUCGAUGCAAUCGACAAUCUUGAAACUCCUCCACAUCCGAUAGAUGCUAUAUGGAAGAAAGUUCAAGAAUACUUCGAUAUAGUUAACCAACCAGACCUCCUGAAUAUUUUUUACGGUCCCUUCUGCAAAGCAAAGAUAGCAGGUUUCUGCAAAGAAGUAUCGAAGUUGGCUGGUUUAGGUGACCCGCUCGCCAUCCAUAUAUUUCAAGAAGCUGGACGAUAUAUUGCCAAAUCUAUUUCAGCUGUAUAUCCGAAGGCUUCGCCAGAAUUGACAGACAGAGUGGAAGGCCUACAAGUAGCUUGCGUGGGUUCUGUUUGGCUUAGUUGGUGUUUUCUCAAGGAAGGAUUUGUAAGGCAUAUCGAAAACAAUACUGACAUCGACAAAUUGUUGCUAAUUAGGGUAAUAUCACCUGGUGGUCUUGGUGCCGCAUAUAUGGCUUGUGAUAAAUUGAAGAUAGAUGUUUCCAGAAAUUAUGAGGAAAAUUACGAAAUACUAUUUCGUUACGAAAGAAAUCGCAGUUCAUGUAAAUGUAUACGUAGCUAGAAAAAACAUUUGUAUCAUUGGUCAAUCGGUUCAGUGGGCUGGAAAAUGAUACAUCACUACAAUAAACAAAUUGUAAUUCAGACCUCACAUUCAAUAUUGUACAUCAGUUACAUCAGUAUCAUAAACUUGAGAUAUAUUUUUAUGUACUUGAUAUUAUAUUAAUAAAUUGUUGAGUUUGA